AACAGCAGCAGCACCAAGAGCAGCAUUUUGCCUGCAGGACCUGAUGCUCAUCCAUAUUAAACUGGCUGAGCUCAGGAAUCCAGCCAGAUCAUCUCCUCCUAGAGCAAAGUUUAUUUUUAACUAGCAAGCACCACCAGAUCCUGGAUGGUGCUGCUGUUAGCAUUGUGGCCUCACACAGAAAGGACUAUCAAACUUUCCUACUACCACAUUAGGAAGAAAAAACUUUUUUUUUUUUUUUUUUUUUACACUUUUUAUCUUUUUUUCUUUUUUUUUUGUCAUCAUUGUUUUUUUUAUAUAUCCUUUAUUACUGGUAAUCAGCGUAUGAGAUGAAGACAUCCCUUGUAAGAAACCUAAAGUGACCUCGAGUCGUGCUGACUGGGAAUAGAGAGCUGGUACUCACCGAUGGAAAACCAGGCUGCAGUGUAUUGGUGCCCAGCUGGAGGAGGAAUUAAAGGGAUGCUGCCAGCUAGCUUCUCGACUAGGCCCUACCAGUUCCAGCCUUUCCAGCAGACGGGGAGCAGCCUGGUUGUUGAAGUGCUAGAGAGAGCUUCUGCUGACUCAACAUUCAGUGUCUCUGCCACCAUCAUGACAGAUACAAGUGUCAGACAAGACACUCAGCCCAUUAGUGAGCAUAUGGCCAAGGGAAAUGGAGCAAAGGAGGCAAUGAGAGAAAAAGAUCAGUUGAGACCAGGGAGCCUUCCUAAUGGUUCAGAGGCAAAUGACUUGUCGUCUGUGAAUGCCAUAAUGUCAGCAGUUAUGAGUACAGCGAAUGUUGAUGAAAAUGGCGGUAGUUUGCAGAACACUAAAUCUCCUGGAAAAUGCCCACCCCCAAACCGGAUUGGCAGAAGAAAUCAGGAAUCAAAAGAGGAGAAAUCCUCAUACACGUGCCCCUUGUGUGAAAAGGUCUGCAAUUCACAGCACCAGCUUACUAUGCACAUCCGACAGCACAACACUGACACUGGAGGGACAGACCAUAGUUGUAGCAUCUGUGGGAAAUCCCUGAGCUCUGCCAGCUCUCUUGACCGUCACAUGCUUGUCCACUCUGGAGAGAGGCCUUACAAAUGCUCAAUGUGUGGGCAGUCAUUCACUACCAAUGGGAACAUGCACAGACACAUGAAAAUUCACGAGAAGGACCCAAAUGCUGCAGUAACUGCAAGUCCCCCAUCACCGCAGAAGAGGAGACGUUUAGCAGCCAAAAGAAAAUCCAUUCCUGAAGAAGAAACUGAGAAAGAAGAGGAGCCGCCAGUAAAAAAGGUCGCUGAAGAAGUGCAUCCUGUAGAGCCAUUGAAAAAGAUGGAAGAGGUCCUUCCCUGCCCUUUGUGCUUUAAAGAAUUUACAUGCAAGUCUAGCCUGGAUACACACAUGGAGACGCAUCCGGAAGCCUCACUUAAGUGUGACAUUUGCUGCAUUUCAUUUCGCACCCAUCGGGGUAUGCUCCGCCACAAUGCUGUAAUCCACAAGCUGCUACCCAGAGAUCAGUCUGGAAAACCUUUUAUUCAGAACAACCCCUCCAUCCCAGCUGGCUUUAAUGACUUGGGCUUUACCGACUUCUCUUGCAGAAAGUUCCCUAUUAUUUCUCAGGUUUGGUGUGAAACCAAUUUACGAAGAUGCAUCAGCGAAUUGCAUAGUUUCGUAUGUGAAACCUGCAACAAGGCAUUCCCGAUGCCUUCAGCUCUAAAUCUGCACAUGGAAUCCCACAAAGACGGUCUGUUUAACAAUAAGCGCGACAUCGAAAACUCAGUUAAGGAAGGAGAAGACCAGAAAGCUUUUAUGGCAGCCUUGGGCCUGCAGCAUACCAAAGACAUCAAGCCUGUCAGUCAGGAAGCUGAUACAACGGACUGUUUCCAGGCCAUGCAUAUAGAAGUUUUGAAGAGUAACCACCUACCUCAUGAGCUUGGUAGCAACACAACAAUGCUGAAGUUGUCCCCAUUGGAGGCACCCUCUGUAGGUGGGCCAUUUUCAGUCCUGCCACCAACAAGAGAGAGCAUGAAGUUGCUUUCACUGCAGCCUUUCCAAAAGGGCUUUACUGUACAACCUGACAGCAGCAUUGUGGUGAAACCCUUCUCCGGAGAGCUAGCUGAUAUUCAGCAAAUAUUAAAAAUGGCUACUUCCGCACCCUCUCAGAUUAGUCUUCCACCUUUGCCGAAGAAUUCUCCUGCUGUUCUCAAGCAUAUGCCACCUUUGAAGCCAAAACCACCAGUGACUCCCCGUACAGUUGUUGCUGCCUCUACACCCCCAGCUCCUGCUACCACUCAGCAGGCAUCUCCAGGCUGCAUCAGUCCAAGUCUUCCUCCCACACCUAUAAGGAUCAUAAAGAAUACUGUGGAAUCUGCUACCAGCGCCAUAUAUUUGCAAUCCAGAUCUGGAAUCAACAGUAGCUCCUCUGCUAAGAAUUCCCAACUACCCAACUCUGAUUCAGUGAGUCAGCGAGAUCUAAAAACCCAAGUAGAACAGGACAGUAUUAUAGAAGCAUUCAUGCCUUUAGAUUUGGAGGCUAAGAUCAAACAAGAAGUAGCUGAAGGGGAUUUAAAAUCGAUUAUCUCUGGAUCAAACAGCAAAAAAACAACCCAGUCUAAGAAAGUAUUCUACCCUUGCCGUUUCUGUGAUCAGGUAUUCACAUACUCUGGUGUUUUGCGGGCACACAUACGUACUCAUUUGGGAAUAUCACCUUAUCAGUGUAAUAUAUGUGAUUACAUUGCAGCUGACAAAGCCGCACUAAUACGACACUUAAGAACACACAGUGGUGAAAGACCAUACAUCUGUAAAAUUUGCCAGUAUCCUUUUACUGUUAAAGCAAACUGUGAGAGACACCUACGUAAGAAGCAUCUCAAGGUUACUAGGAAGGAUAUUGAAAAGAACAUUGACUACGUAUCCACAAACACAACUGAAAUGGUGGAUGCACUCUGUUCUCCGGACACUGUUUGUAAGUGCUGUGGUGAGGACUUAAAGAGUUACCGUGCGCUGCAUAUACACAUGAGGAGCCAUGCCAACCUUCAGAAAAAGAAGCUAUUUGAAUGCAAAGAGUGUGGCACUGCCUUUUCUGCCAAAAGAAACUGCAUUCACCACAUACUUAAGCAGCACCAGUAUGUACAAGAGAAGGAAAUAGAGAAGCACGUCUUGUUUAGGGCCUGUAGUCCACAGCAGAGUAGAUCAAACACUCCACCUUUGGAGGAUAGCACUUACCUCGAUCUGAAACCUACCACAUCUUACCUGGAAACUCAGAAUGGCUUUCUUCAUGGCAGCGGCUCUGCUUUCCCUCUAAAACUUGAACCUUCUACCAGCUUUCCUGUGGACCUUGAUGAGCCCUUGGACUUCUCUCAAAAGAACAAAAAUCCAAGUGGGUUCUCUGUGAAGGAGGAGAAUAUCUACAACUCUGUCUGUUUUGAUUCCUCCUUGGAACCCAUUGACCUCUCUAUACCUAAAUAUGCAAAACAGGAAAAAGAAAACGCACAAUUUCAGGCAAAGACACAAGAGCAAAUAUGUAGCCCUGUCAGCCAACUCUUUACUUGCCUGCCAAGCCCACUUCCCUUAAGUGCCAAUGAGAUCCUGGAGAAAGCUGCAGCUCUUACACAUUCCAAACCAGUAAAAACCCCAGUGCAUUUGACUGUUCCAAUAAUUUCUCCUGCUGUUCUUGGAAGUGCAACUAUGCUUCGCCCUUUGAGGCCUAAGCCGCCUCCACUCUUGCCAAAGCCUCUAGUCUCUAAAGAGCUGCCACCCCUAGCUUCCAUUGCACAGAUCAUUUCUUCUGUGUCUUCUGCUUCUACUUUGCUAAAAGCUGAUAUUACAACACCUACUUUUCAGGUUUCUGCCAACAAUUCACACACCACUGAAAAAGCUGGGGCUUCCAAAUCCAAGAUGAUCAUUCACCACAAGGAACCCACCCUGCCUGAUGCUGCGCCCCACACUGCUGCAAUCUCUACAAGCCCAUCCGACAUCUCCACUUCUGCUGCUUUAGUCAUAGGCGCAAAGAAAAGGGGUAGAAAGAAAGGAACAAAAAAUAAACCGAAGACAACUGCUGGUGUAGAUCUAGAAUCGAGUGGUGAAUUUGCAAGUGUUGAGAAAAUGCUGGCCACGACAGACACUAAUAAGUUCAGUCCUUAUCUGCAGUCUACCGAACACCUUAAAGAUGCUGUGGACAGAAAUGGUACAAGUGAUGACGAGCGGGAUAGCGGUGAAGAUAGAAGGGGAAAGCGAAAUUCCUACUCCAACUCCUUGCAAAAAAUAACCUGUCCGUACUGUCCUCGUGUUUUUCCAUGGGCAAGCUCCCUGCAGAGACAUAUGUUGACUCACACAGGUCAGAAGCCCUAUCCCUGUGCUCAGUGCGAUGCCUUCUUUUCUACCAAAUCUAACUGCGAGCGCCAUCUCCUACGCAAACACGGAGUUGCCAAUCUCUCCUUAAGAAGAAACGGUCUUAUGGCCCAGUCUAAGGAAAGUGAUGUUGGAUCUCAUGAUAGCACAGACAGUCAGUCUGAUGCAGACACGUCUGCCGCAGAAGUUGAUGUGUUAGACCUAACGUCCAGGGAAAGGGAUAACUCAGAAGCAGCUCCACCCAUGGAUGGCGAGGAGAUGUCCAGGAGCACGGAAUCUGAUAAACUGACACUAGACCAGGAGAACAACAAACAGGAAGCCGAUGAGGAGUUGGAGGACGAUGCUGUUAGCAACAAAAGCCUUGAUCUCAAUUUUGCAAGCAAGCUGAUCGAUUUUAAACUGUCAGCCAGCGAACAAACAUCCAGCAACUCUUGUGAUGUCUGUGGGAAAACUUUCAAGUUCGCAGCUACUUUGGGCAGACACAGGAAGGCACAUUCAUGUGCUAGCAAAGGACAUGAGAAAAGCAGUGAGCACGAGCGCAGAGAGUCAGCAGUCUCUGACUGCAAUACAAAUAGUCACGUGACUUCUGGGGAGGAUGGCAGCCAGGAAGAGGAGCUCCCCGUUGAUUUAAAAAUGUCCAAAUCUCCUGUGGAGAGUGAGGCGUCCGGACAGGGGAAAGGAGAGGGCGAAGCGAUCUCGGAUGACAAAAUGGAGAAAUCGUUAGAUAAAAGUGAUGACGACAAGGACUCCAGGUCUGAGACAAAGGGGACAAAGGCAGACAAAAGAAAGAAGAUAUGCACCGUCUGCAGCAAGCGUUUCUGGUCCCUUCAGGAUCUCACAAGACACAUGAGAUCUCACACAGGUGAGAGACCUUACAAGUGCCAGACAUGUGAGCGCACUUUCACUCUGAAGCACAGUCUGGUUCGCCAUCAGCGAAUCCAUCAGAAAGUAAAAGAUAUGAAGAGUCAGGGGAAGGACAGUGACAAGGAAGAGCGACAGCUGAGGGACGAGGAUGAGAGUGAUGCGGAGUCCAUGCAGAGCAGCACACACCACAUAUCUGAAAAUGAAUAUGAUACACCAUCAAGUCUUAACAGCCACUCUGUAACUAGAAGUAAGAAAAAACUGUCCUCAAAUGUGGCUACUGAGGAAUCAUCUCAAAAUAAUGAAGCUGCCUCUGGAAGAAGCACCCCGAAGCAGGCUGUAGGAGUGGAAGUUAAGGAUACAGACAGUCGUAGGAGCUCUGACCGUAAAACCCUACAAGGUUACAACAAGGAGUCUGAAAAACCUACUAUAAAUAACGUGCUUCUAACCUCAGAGGGAUCCCUGCCUGCAGUAGGGGCUAAAUGAGCCAGGGAUGGGGACGACGCUCUUGAAUUGCUAAGACAGCAUCAUAUUUACACUUGAUCUUUUUAAAAUAGUUUUCUACAGCUGAAGGUGAAGAUGGCAGGCCAUACCAUGUGCCAUAACCUUUCAGUAAUAAAACAAAAAACAAACUUCAUAUGGAUUUUGAGUGCCUUACUACUUUAUUAUGUCUUUUGGUAUCACUUCCCCCCCUAUAUUCAGUUUUGUACGUAAAAGAAGAAAUAACUGGGAAAGGUCCUCUUUGUAAAACAUUUAAAAUAUUAUUUUUCUUUGCAUUUGAAAGCUUGUUCCUGUACACCAAUCACGGUCUAUCCAGAGGUGGACACUUAAGGUUGUGGAAAAAAGCCAUUUAGUACUGCAGCCAAUAACUGGAAGAAAAACACAUGCACAUGCAGGGAAGGUUUUAUACAGGUCCUUUUAUUCGUUCCAUGCACUGCUCUAAGCAAUAUUUUUUGCUGUGUAAGUGGACAACAGUGGACCUUCUUGCAUUUGAAAAUUGCUGGAUGAAAAUAAUCGCAAAACAUAUGGCAGUAGCCGUAAUCCAGGAAAAAAAAUCUUUUGGACUUCACAACUUGAUUGUACACAAAGGGGUUGAUUCAAUUAUUUGCGGCCAAUGAGUAGAUAUGGCUAUAAGCCAAGCAUACAGUCGUUUUGGACUUGGGGAUUUUUGUUUGCAGCCCCAUAGGCCUGUAUACAAAAAACAUCGGGACACGAGGGGGGACAGUUUGGCUGCCUUUGUCUUUGGUUCUAUGGCAUUGCAACAGCAUUACCCCCACCUUCCCCACAUGGGGGGACUGGUUAAUUGAAUUGACCCCAACGUGUCUGAAUGGUGUUAUUAUUGAGUAGCUGUUCUACCUCGGAUAAACACAUAUACAAGAGGAUUCAGCAGAAGCAUUACCACCCAUGGAACUAUCUGCCCUGCCUACAUCUUGAUUCUGUUUGCUUGAAUUCAACAGCUUACUAGUCUCUGCAUUUUGCAGAUCUGUUUGGGCAAUAUUUGCCUUUCAAAAUUUACCAAGUAACUUUUGAAUCCUGGUAUUAGUAAAUUUGUAUAAAUAUAAACUUUUGCUUUUUUCAAAUGCUAGCCUUGGGAAGUUCUCUUGCAUUGCACCAUUCCAGCCCUGUUCUCAGGGAAACCAGAGGCUUGUGCUCAGUAAGGUAAAUGCAGACUUUCAUGUACGCUGCCGUGGAGGGCAGCGGGGGACAGAGGUGGACUGUGAAAACAAGCAGAGAAUACUGUCUUCCGGUAUCCAAUGCCUUAACUUCAUGCCAUGAUCAUUCUGUUUUUAGGCAGGAGUGUACUACUGGUGAAAAAAGCAAGAAGCUAAUAUACAGUUUGUACUAUGGCGCUUGAAGAUAAGCCUGUUUAAAAAUGGUGUGUUUAUAUGUAUGUGUAUAUAAUAAAAAAUAAAAUAUUAUAUAUAUACAUAUGCAGAUAUAUACAUAUAAAUGUAUGUAUGUGUGUAUAUGUAUUAGUGCGUAUGUUGGGUAUGUAUGUGUGAGUAUAUGUAUAUUUUGGAUAUAUAUCUACACACGUAGAUACAAAUCUAUCUAUAUAUAUAUAUAUUAUUACUCUACUGUAACUGUGCAAUUUGCUCUCCCCGGUUUGUUGCAAUCUCCAGGACUUAGAACGUGAAGGUAUAUUUACCAUUACUGUGUUAUUACAGGUUAUGUGUUUCCCUCUAGACCCUUCUUGAAUGUACAGUAUAUCAGAUCCAUAAAUAAAUUUUUAUUCCUCUUUCUCCAUUUGUGUCAUAGAGAAAGCUCAACAUAAAGGACCUGAGCUGCUGACUGCAGUAAUAGGCUUUUGUAGUUAGCUGGGAGUAAUACUUCCAAAUAUACCACAGCCUAUUCAUGUGUUCAUCUCCAGCUAGAUCCUACACAUUUCAGUUGAAAUAACUCUUCACUUUGUGAUUUUUAUUCAUGUAACUUUCAGAAGAUUUUACAAACAGAUUCUGCAAAGACUGAAAGUUUAACUGUACUUAGAGGUAAGCAUCUUCUUAUCAUUCAUGCCACUUCCAUACACUCUGCCACAUUGCAAAGUCUAGAGUCUGAGUCUAUACAGGGGUGAAACCGGAGAGGGAUCAUUCAGUACAACACUGUCACAGUAUCUGUGUAAUGCUUGACAAUCAGUGGGAUGACCAGUGUAACAGAGCAGCAGCUAACGCCAUUCUGAAUGCAACUGCAUUAAAUGUAAACUAAUAUAUUUCUGUAUGGGAUGAGCAGUGCAAAUUUAGCACACAUUACUAGGUCUAGUGAGUGAAAAAAUAAAUCGAAACAGUGAUUCCUUUUAAAUAUAUAUGUGUGUGUGUGUGUGUGUGUGUGUGUGUGUAUGUAUAUAUAUAUAUAUAUAUAUAUAUAUAUAUAUAUAUAUAUACACACACACACUAAGUGUUCUGAUCCAUCAAAAUUGGGACAUUGUUUGUUUUGGUCCUUUCAUUUUGAGUUCUGUAUAUCUGCGGAUCCCCUAUUUACGCACUCACUGCAAAGUGAGGUAUCACACCAGAACAACCUGUCAGAAAAGUGGGACGUUUCUUAGCAAUAAUCAAAAUGGAGUGAAAGCUUUAUUUAAACAUAUGUGUAUCCUUCUAGGUGAGGUCUAUCUUUUUGUUUUUUGUUUUUUAAACUAAAUACAAAUUGUUGUCAAUGAUUUUGAAACUAGCUGUCCCCAGGCUGUUGUGUUCUUUUCUGAUAUUAUACUGUGAAAUAUAUGCCAUGAUUGAACUCUGAGUGAAUCUUAGAUUUAGCUUGCCUAAUUGUGUCCUUCUUUCUUUAUUAUUAUUUUUUUUUUCUACUCUCAGGUCUUUGACUGAAUUUUCUGAAUUUAUAUAAUAUCUGUCAUUUCUAGUUUUCAAAUGAAUUGCAAAUUUUAUUUAAAUCUUAAGGUCAUGAAAUCACUACAAUAAGCACUUGACUGUGAAUACAAUAAAGGCCCCAUCACAUAGAUAGUUCUGAUGAUAUAGCUGGGAUAACAGCCGACAUAUAAUAAUUCCGAUAUCACAAUGAUUUAUUUUUCUCUCCUAUUCUCUGUCUGUAUGAACAACCCAUUUAGGAAACCUAAAACUAUGGUGAAAAUGUAGACAUUCAUAUUUUUCUAAAGGGAACUUAAACUGCUGCUAUGCAAUAUGUACAAGACUGGUCUAUGCCACAUGAACAGAGAAUCACUUCUUUUGGUACUUGUUUUCCUCUUGUUUUUCAGCUGUACAGUACUUCCAAAUUCAAAUGAAAAGCUGUUCUGUAUCAAACAAUCUAAGCAAUAAAAUUGUUAUAUUUAAAUUGAA
Molecule: messenger RNA, 8951 nt
Organism: Pseudophryne corroboree (corroboree frog)
Lineage: Eukaryota; Metazoa; Chordata; Amphibia; Anura; Myobatrachidae
Gene: RREB1
Product: ras responsive element binding protein 1
Exons: 14
Coding region: 403-5655 (1750 amino acids)
Biological process (GO): regulation of transcription by RNA polymerase II
Cellular component (GO): nucleus
Molecular function (GO): DNA-binding transcription activator activity, RNA polymerase II-specific; RNA polymerase II cis-regulatory region sequence-specific DNA binding
Source: RefSeq, a predicted model, not a curated record